Molecule: messenger RNA, 852 nt
Organism: Pomacea canaliculata
Lineage: Eukaryota; Metazoa; Mollusca; Gastropoda; Architaenioglossa; Ampullariidae
Product: polycystic kidney disease protein 1-like 3
Exons: 5
Coding region: 159-629 (156 amino acids)
Molecular function (GO): protein binding
Source: RefSeq, a predicted model, not a curated record
GUCUGCGUGUGUUUCCACGCGCAUGUGAGAUUUGAAUCGAUGGUAUCGCUUGACUGCGAAAGCUUGAAACUGUCGUCACAGAUGUUUGAACGUCGUCUGUGUUAGAUAAAUGUAAACACAUUCGUUUCAGUUGGAGCUUCUUGAUUCAAUCCGUUACCAUGUGGCGAAUUGCAUCUCUGUUCUGGCUUAUUGUAGGUUUGGGUGUCAAUGAUGCUAGAAGGUCAAUCGGAACACGCUGGCAGAUAUGGACAUACACACCGCUGAAAGAGCACGCCGCUACUGACGCCCGUGUGUUCAUCGUCUUGUAUAACGACAAUGGCCUACAGUCCCGGCCUUUAGAAUUAGACAAUUUUCAUUUGAACGACUUUCAAGAAGGUGCCCUAGACCACUUCGUCGUAGACGACCUUAUUAACUUCAGUGAAGUAUGCGGUAUCAGAAUCUUUCACGAUAACGGUGGCUUAUCCCCUGGCUGGUAUCUCGAAACGCUUAAGGUAAGGAUGAAGGGUGGUACAAUGCGAAGGACUCGCGAUUUUGGUGUCAACCGCUGGGUCGGAACAGAACCAGAAGAGAGGGGAGCAGACCGUAUAAUAAUGCGCACACCAGAGUGUAGCGAAGGUCGCCUACCGUGAUGGAUCAACGUGGCAAUGGUAGACAGCGGAUGACAAGGAUGGAGAGAAGUAACGUGGCUUUGGAGCAGAUGUCCUGAGGUCAACUUACAGUACUGCAAACUGAAAUUUUGUUUUCACCGUCUAAACUUUGAAGGCAUCCAGGACUCAAAUAUUUGCUGAAAUUGCUUUUAUUUGUAGAAACCUGCUGGCAUGUCAUAAUAAAGAACGUCUGUUCAUGCAUGAA